Aphis gossypii (cotton aphid) is the source of this 1095-nucleotide messenger RNA. RefSeq lists its product as uncharacterized. NCBI's taxonomy places the organism in Eukaryota, Metazoa, Arthropoda, Insecta, Hemiptera, Aphididae. Bases 1 to 1095 code for a protein of 364 amino acids. The transcript is spliced from 7 exons. The record is from RefSeq and is a predicted model, not a curated record.
AUGUUAAUGGAAUUAAUAAUUCCUCAUAAGAACGUAAUUGAAAAUAUUAAGACUGAUUCUAUUAACAUAAAGAGGAAAACCCAGUCGUGGGAGUAUAUAACUUGUCAGUACAAUAACAAGAACUCAGAAACUGGAAAAAGAACAGUAACUCAAUUAAAAAAUGUUUAUGAUAUGGCAAAGAGACGAGCCAAAAAAGAACUGAUUUCUGAUAAAGUUUCAAUGUAUAAAUGUAUGAAAGAUAUCACUGAUGAAGACCAAUUAGUAAUUGUAGAUUUAGUACAGUCAUGCCGUUCAGAAAUAUUAAAUAGUCGUCCGUAUCAACUAGAUGAAGUAUGGUCAAAUAUUACAGAAACAUACAAUCUUCAUCAAACAUCUGGUUUUAAAACAGUUGAUGAAAUCAAGCAAAUUCAUGAAAAUUUGAACAAAACGGCAAAAAAAGAAAAUAAAAAUGAUAAAGUUGAAAGAUAUAAAACUGGGGGUGGAAAGUACUCAAAAACAAUGUCAGGUGUCAGUGAACAGGUUUUGGGAAUUAUAGGUGACCGAAUAGAACCUCUUGUGAAUCCACACGACAAUGAUUUUAGCUAUACAGAACUGAUAGAAAACCAUAAUACAGACCAUUUCAAAAAUAUCCAGGAUGACAAUUAUAGUAUGGAUAAUGUAGAAGUUAUUACUUUCGACAAUGAAGAAAUGGAUGAGUUUAAUGUUUCUUUAGAAGAUUUAACAUAUGCUGGUACUCAACAAAUCAACUGGGGUAAGAUUUUAUCAAACGAAAAAUGCGAAACAGUUACAUCAAAUGCAAGUGUUAUGCUAAAAUCAAAACCAUCCAACACUAUUCCAGAUCAAACAUCAGCAAAAAAAAAUAGUAAAAAUGUAACUGCUCCUAAAGGACAAUAUCAUUCAACACAAAAAACCGUUUGUGAAGGGUUACAAGAGUUAAAAAAAAAAAGAACGAAUAAAGUGGAAGCUAAAAAUGAGUUUUUGUCAGAGUUGCAAGAUAUAAAAAUGAAAAAAGCAAAAUUAGAACUUCAAGCGGCUGAAAUAACAAUUAAAAUACUAGAUACUGAACUUGCAACUAAACAAAUGGAAAUGGAUUAA